This is a messenger RNA of Trichosporon asahii var. asahii CBS 2479, 546 nucleotides long. RefSeq names its product cytosolic large ribosomal subunit protein. The record is from RefSeq and is a predicted model, not a curated record. Lineage: Eukaryota; Fungi; Basidiomycota; Tremellomycetes; Trichosporonales; Trichosporonaceae. The transcript has 4 exons. Gene Ontology annotation, cellular component: nucleolus; preribosome, large subunit precursor; nucleus. Gene Ontology annotation, molecular function: RNA binding. Gene Ontology annotation, biological process: ribosomal large subunit biogenesis; ribosome assembly. The coding region runs from base 1 to 546 and encodes 181 amino acids.
AUGCGUCCCCUCACCGAAGAGGAGACCAAGGCGGUCUUCGAGAAGCUCUCGAACUACGUCGGAAAGAACCUGGCGCACUUUAUCGACCGCGACGAUGACGACGAGUACUGCUUCCGCCUGCACAAGGACCGUGUGUACUACCUCCCGUUACCGAUGCUUCACCUCGCGACCUCUGUCGCCCGCCCGAACCUCGUCUCGCUCAGCACAUGUCUGGGCAAGUUCAGCAAGAGCGGCAAGUUCAAGCUUGGUGUGACGGCACUGGACUGGCUUGCCAAGUACGCCAAGUACAAGGUGUGGAUCAAGCCGGCCGGCGAGCUGCCGUUCCUCUACGGCAACCAUGUGCUCAAAGCGCACCUUGGUCGUAUCACCGAGGACACGCCGGAGCACCAGGGUGUCGUCGUGUUCUCGAUGAGCGACAUCCCGCUCGGAUUCGGUGCCACCGCCAAGAGCACGAUUCAGACCCGCGACCUCGAUCCCGCCGGAAUCGUGGUCUUCCACCAGGCUGACGUCGGAGAGUAUCUGCGUGACGAGGAGACGAUGUUCUAG